Molecule: messenger RNA, 694 nt
Organism: Lycium barbarum (goji berry)
Lineage: Eukaryota; Viridiplantae; Streptophyta; Magnoliopsida; Solanales; Solanaceae
Exons: 2
Coding region: 137-499 (120 amino acids)
Source: RefSeq, a predicted model, not a curated record
AUUAACUAAGAGAGUAUAUAACGGUGUACUUUCUCUCUCUAACUUUCUCUGGGCGCAUGAUUAGCGUGAGCUGCUAACCUAUGCCUGCUGGAAAAAUAGGGAGGGGACGGCCUAAAAAGACACCGCAAAGGAAACAAUGAAGCUUCAGCUCUCGGAAUUUUUCUCAGGGAAGAAUGGAAGCACAGAGAAGAAUGGAGCACCAAGUGCCGCUUCAAAGGGUACAAAUCCAUCGACAAGUAGGGAACUGAAGAACAAUUCGACUAAACAAUCCACACUACUAGCUAGCCCUAGUCAUAUUGAGGUAGUCAAAGUAGCAAGUGGAGCUACAACCCCAAACAUGGGGGAGACGCAAAGCCCAGGGAGAGUGAUUCAAACUUCUAAGACCAACCUGAACAUACAGACAACAGUAGAGGUAAUAGAACAGCAAAAGGGGGAGGAACAACGGUCAUGGGCGUCAAUGAUCACAGAGAUAAAGCGAUGUGAAGAUGACGAGACUUAGAGCAAAUUGAGCAGAAAGUUGUUGAAGUUCUAAUUACAUAAAAGGUUGCUGAAGACAUGAGAAUUAAUGGUAGCUAAAUCAAUAUUUUCUGCGUGGUAAUGAUUGAGUGAAGUUGUAAUGCUAAAUCAAUAUUGUCUACGUGGUAAUGAUUGAGUGAAGUUGUAAUGAAUGGAAUUUGUAUGAAGUACAGCAAAA